Prorocentrum cordatum is the source of this 309-nucleotide messenger RNA. The record is from the annotation of a GenBank genome assembly. Lineage: Eukaryota; Dinophyceae; Prorocentrales; Prorocentraceae.
AUGCCGUGGCUGCACGGCAACAGGUGCGCGCCCCGCCGCUCCGACUUCGAGGCGGCGGCGGCCCUCCCUGGCCUGGCAUCGCUCGGACGUGUGCAUGUUUUCUCGGCGAGGACCAGGACCAGGACAACCUCGGCUCGCGGCCCACGUUGGAGAGCUGGCCUUCCCUGGGCGGGGACGCGAGGGGCGAAGGCGGCGCGAGGCGCGGGGCGCGAGGCGCCAAGGUCGCUGGUGGUCGUGCUCGUCUUCCUGGCAGGCCCCCUGGCGCUGAAGCAGCAGCAGCCCAGCGCCGCCGCGCCGCAGCAGCUGGAG